ACACAGAACGUUACGGCUGGGCACGCAGUUGGACCCGGCCUGGAUUGGGUUUUGGGGGCGUGCAUAGAAUGCAAUUGCUGCCAUGUGCCCGCUAAUUGCCAAGCUGCUAAAACGCAUGGACAACGGCUAAAAAGAGCCCCAAUCAAAAGCUACACAGAGAGGGAGAGAUUGAGUGAGAGAGAGAGAGAGAAGAGAGAGUGAGAAGAGAGAGUGAGAACCAGUUCAGUGAGAAUUCUUGUACUUAAGAAGCCAGAGUAUGAAGCAACUUUAUCUGAGCACCUUGCUCUGCCUGUGGUUCCACUCCAGUGGCUCCAGUGGCGAUAGUCUCUAUGGCCUGCACACGGAUGAGCUGGUAGCGGGCGAAGGACAGCUGGUUGUGCCGCGGCGUGUACACAUUGAUGGCGCCUUCAUGACGCACACGCUCCAUUACGCCCACCAGCAAGAUCAUCGACGGCAGCGCCGCAGCGCUGUGGCACAGCCCGAGCUGGAGCCGGAGCUGCAUAUCGAACUGCCGCUGCGCGACGAGACGCUGCAUCUGGAGCUGACGCCACAGAGCUAUUUCCUGGCGCCGCAUCUGAUUGUAGAGCGACAUCGACGGGAUCUGAGAACCCGUGCGCCGCCGGCAGCGCAUCAGCUGAAUUGCCAUUUUCAUGGCAAGGUGCGCGGUCAACCCAGCGCCAAUGUGGCCAUAUCAACCUGUUCCGGUCUGGUGGGUCACAUUAAGACGGCAAGCAAUGAGUAUUACAUAGAGCCCUCCAAGCAACAUGCGGCACAUCCAACCAACGGUCAUCCGCAUGUUGUCUUCCAGCGCUCCUCGGUGAAGCCCAAGCAGAAGGCGGGACAGCAUUGGCGUCGCCACAAGCACAAGCAGCGCAAGGAGCACCGUAACCAUAAUUACAGCUACAACCACAUCCAGAGCCCAAGUCAUGGCCAAAAUGCAGUUAGCAAUUGUGGGACAAGGGAGCCGCGACGUCGCAUGGAGACACGUCUGGAGUGGCAGGCGCGUGGCAAAUUUAAAAUACAAGGCGGUCGCAAGGUGCGUCGCCAUCGUCAUCAUUACCAUAACCAUAACCAUCAUCAUCAUCACCAUCAUCAUCAACAUUCACAUUCACAUCCUCAUCCACAUCCUCAUUCACAUCAACAUCGUGGGUAUUCGCAUACGCAUCCGCACACAAAAUUCAAAUACGAUACACAAGUGGAGGCGGAGACGGAAACGGAUACGCAGACGGUGGUGCAUGGGGAACAGCAUCGGAGCAGACGCUCAAUUAGCAGCCCACGGCAUGUGGAGACGCUUAUUGUUGCGGACGCAACGAUGUCCGCAUUUCACAAGGAUGUUGUCAGCUAUCUGCUGACCAUUAUGAAUAUGGUGUCCGCCCUCUACAAGGAUCCCAGCAUUGGCAAUGCCAUCGAGAUCGUUGUGGUGCGCAUCAUUGAGCUGCAGGAAAACGACACGGAGCCGGAGCUGAAUCUAACGCAGAAUGCCCAAAAGAAUUUGGAUCGUUUCUGCAGCUGGCAACACAAGCUCAACAAACUAAAUGAGAAUGAUCCGCAUCAUCAUGAUGUGGCCAUAUUGAUAACACGUAAAAAUAUUUGCGGCAACAAUUGCAUGACGUUGGGCCUGGCCAAUGUGGGUGGCAUGUGCAAGCCAAAGCAAUCGUGCAGCGUCAAUGAGGACAACGGCAUCAUGCUCUCCCACACAAUCACACACGAACUGGGCCACAACUUUGGAAUGUUCCAUGAUACGGCAAAAAUAGGCUGCCAUCCACGGGUGGGCCCCAUAGUGCACAUCAUGACGCCGACCUUUGGAGCGGAUACGCUGCAGGUUUGCUGGUCAAACUGCAGCCGGAAGUACAUCACCCACUUUCUAGACCAGGGAUUGGGUGAGUGUCUGGAUGAUCCGCCGACGCCGGCAAAUGAAUACAACUAUCCGGAGGCGCUGCCUGGCGAGCGAUACAAUGCGAAGCGGCAGUGCCGCAUGCAGUUUAAUCUGACCACGGAUAGCGAUGUGGGUGCCUGUUCGGCACCACACGAAUUCUGCUCGACGUUGUGGUGUCGCGUCAAUGGCGAGUGUGUCACCAAUAUGCGACCGACGGCGCCGGGCACCGCGUGCGGCAAGAACAAGUGGUGCCAGAACGGCAAAUGUGUUCGCAUGGAGGAACUAACGCCCAUCCAUGGCGGUUGGGGCAAUUGGAGCGAGUGGAGCGAAUGCUCGCGCAGCUGCGGCGGCGGUGUAUCCAUACAGCAGCGCGAAUGCGAUUCACCCGUGCCAGCAAAUGGUGGCGUCUUCUGCAUUGGCGAACGCAAGCGCUACAAGAUCUGCCGCAAGAAGCCAUGUCCAGAGCACGAGCCCAGCUUCCGGGCACAGCAGUGUGCCCGCUACGACAAUGUCAGCUAUCAGGGUGCCACCUACAAGUGGCUGCCCUUCUUCGAUAAGAACAAUCCGUGUCGACUGUUUUGCAGUGAUGUGGAUGACACGAUAAUUGCCAAUUGGGGCGAAACUGUGCUCGAUGGCACACCCUGUACGCUGGGCACCAACAACAUGUGCAUCGAUGGCAUCUGUAAGAAAGUUGGUUGCGAUUGGAUCGUUGACUCGGACGUGCAGGACGAUCGUUGCGGUGUCUGUGGCGGUACUGGUGAUCAAUGCAAGCCCAUAAGGGAGACAUACAGCGAACCCUUCAAUGUCAGCGAUGGCGUCUACGUGCAGAUUGUCAGCAUUCCGGCACGAGCACGCCACAUUGUGAUCGAGGAGUUGGCCAAUUCGCCGCACUUUCUGGCCAUUGGGCGUACGCAGGGCGAGAAAUUCUAUUUGAAUGGCGACAGUCUGAUCUCCAUGCCCGGCGAAUUUGAAAUCGCCGGCGCCGAGAGCCUCUACGAUCGGCUGGACGAGCAGGAGACCAUCAAAAUACCUCAGCCCAUACAGCAUUCCAUAGCGUUAUAUGCGAUCGUGCGCGGCAAUGAGAGCAACACGGGCAUCUCAUAUGAGUUCACGUUGCCCGCUUUUAAGGUGAGCGGUGGUCGGCAGCAUCAGUGGCGCCUGAGCAACUGGACCGGCUGUUCCGUUAGCUGCGGCGGCGGCGUGCAGCAUCGGGAGCCCAUCUGUCUGGAGAAUGGCAAGGUGAUUGCCGACAAACUGCCAUGCUGGGCGCAGGCGAAGAACAAGCGUCCGUUGCGCCAGACACGCUCCUGUGCGGAGCAACAGUGCCCGGCGCACUGGUGGCCCGGUCCCUGGCAAUUUUGUCCGCUCACCUGUCGGCAGCCGGGCGCUCCCCUGCCGCAGCGCCGUCGCUCCGUUGUCUGCCUCGAUCAGCACGAUGUUGUCGUCGCGGAUGCCCAGUGCGGUCUGCUCACAAGGCCACCCGAGGCGGAGCCAUGCGAGGCAACGUUGCCCGAGUGCCGGCUCAAGCUGUGAGGAAGUGAGCUCCAGUUACUGGACAUCGAAAACGGAAACUAUUUAUUGCUACUAAUUAAAAUGAAAGCUAAUUUAAGUGAGCAGCAAA
Messenger RNA from Drosophila grimshawi, 3497 nucleotides. RefSeq names its product A disintegrin and metalloproteinase with thrombospondin motifs 7 (gene AdamTS-B). The transcript is spliced from 12 exons. Gene Ontology annotation, biological process: extracellular matrix organization; proteolysis. The record is from RefSeq and is a predicted model, not a curated record. NCBI's taxonomy places the organism in Eukaryota, Metazoa, Arthropoda, Insecta, Diptera, Drosophilidae. Gene Ontology annotation, molecular function: metalloendopeptidase activity. Gene Ontology annotation, cellular component: extracellular matrix. Bases 257 to 3409 code for a protein of 1050 amino acids.